Corylus avellana is the source of this 1696-nucleotide messenger RNA. Its product is annotated as yacP-like NYN domain protein. The record is from RefSeq and is a predicted model, not a curated record. NCBI's taxonomy places the organism in Eukaryota, Viridiplantae, Streptophyta, Magnoliopsida, Fagales, Betulaceae.
GUUAAUUCGUCAAAAGGAAAUUUGGUUGGGUAAUAAACCCGGGAUGGACGAAUGGGCCGAGCCCAGUGAAGACAACUAGGAAACACUUGCACAAAUUAAAGAUGUGGGGGUUGCUGUCCAUACACCUCAUCCACCUCUAUCCGCCACAGAGGCAGAGCUACGGCGUACGAGAGUUGCUUCGCUCCUACAGACCAAACCAAACUGAUGCUUUCAGAUGCCCGGAACGGUAAAGAUGGAGAAUCAUGUUGUUGUUAUCUUAUAUGAAUACAAGUGGAAGUAGAGUGUACAAGGAUAAGGAGCAAGUGACAAGAAACAAAACAAAAAAAGUUGCGGAUCCAUGAAAACAAUUUCAUUUCAAUCUCCGUAUAAUUGGGAUGGUGUUUCAUGCUGUACCUACUCUUCUUCUCUUUCAACUACUACUUACAAGGUUAUCAAAAUGGGCGGAAGCAAGAAGCAGUCUAGAACUCCGUCUCCUAAGGGUUCGGAGCCAACUCCUCUCAGAAUUACAUCGAAUGUCAAGCAGAAUCUGCAGUUUUUAAAGUUAUGGAAGGAGUUCCAACAGAGAAAGUCUGGCACACCUAAGCCUGCUACCAGCUAUAGGAGAAAGAAGGUUCAGAAGGAGGACCUUCCAGAAGAUACAGAAGUCUAUCGUGAUCCUACCAUGAACCUCUACUAUACAAACCAGGGUAUAGAUAGCGCAAUCCCUGUCUUGCUUGUUGAUGGUUAUAAUGUAUGUGGCUACUGGAUGAAGUUGAAGAAACACUUUAUGAAUGGGAGACUCGAUAUUGCUCGCCAAAAGCUAAUUGAUGAGCUUGUAACAUUCAGUCUGCUAAGAGAGGUAAAAGUGGUAGUUGUAUUUGAUGCCAUGAUGUCUGGACUUCCUACACACAAGGAAGAUUUUGCCGGUGUCGAUGUAGUUUACUCAGGUGAAACAUGUGCUGAUGCGUGGAUCGAAAAGGAGGUUGCAGCUUUGAAGGAGGAUGGAUGCCCCAAAGUCUGGGUUGCCACUUCUGAUCAUAGUCAGCAGCAUGCAGCAUAUGGAGCAGGUGCCUUUGUUUGGAGUAGUAAGGCGUUGGUUUCUGAGAUUAAAGCAUCACAGAGGGAGGUUGAGAUGAUGCUUCAAGAACAAAGAUCUACUUUUCAGGGUAAAUUGUUAAAGCACAAUCUUGAUUCAGAAGUCGUAGAUGCUCUUAAAGAUCUGAGGAAGAAGCUAUCUGAGAAUGAGUCAAAGACUCAAAGUAGCUGAUCAGGUACAUAAGAGAGCAUGUUAAUAACUAGUUGUAAUGAGAUUAAGAAUGUGGUGGAUGAGGAAGAAGGGAGUAGUUUCUCUCAUUUGGGGAGCUGUGCGCCAUGAUGACCGACUUGAACAAAUUAAGUGGCAUUGGGAAUUUCAUUGGCUUGGCUGCAUCAACCAUGACCUAAAGCAUGAAGAUAGCAUCCCAAGUUAUGGUUGGCUGCAUCAUGUUCAAUGAACGAAAAGCACAGCAGCAAUAAACAGUUGCCAUGCUCUUCCAACUUCCAAGGAUGAUUGCCAGUGCAGGGUUGUGACACUGACGUCUGACGUCUGACGUCUGAUGGCUACGCUAUUUGUAAAUUUAUUUCAUGUAGUACAUGUUCAACCCUGUUUUAUCACACACGUUGGAUUGUUUUUCCUAAAAACUAAAAUGAAUGAAGUAAUAGAAUUACAUGGUUUUAA